AUGGCCCCUCUUCUAGAAGUCCGCAAUUUGACGCUGCGGCGCGACGACGGCUCCGGCUCGGCGAUCUUGAGUAAUAUCUCUCUGGAAGUGAAGGAAGGCGAGGUCGUGAUAAUCCAAGGCGAGAGUGGAUGCGGCAAGACGACGCUGCUGAAGUGCAUCGCCGAGCUGAACGUGUAUCAGAAAGGCGAGGUGCUGCUGCGCGGCAAGUCGAGCAGAGAAUACGGCAUCCCGAACUAUCGCACGCGCGUGCAGUAUGUGCCGCAGCGGCCAUCGCUGCUUCCCGGCACGCCGCUGCAGUUCCUCGAGCAGGCGCGGGGCUUCUCGGCGCGCAAGACGCGCUGUGCGGAGCUCAAGAAGGAAGGGCGCACCGAGCCGGACGCACUGGCGCUCGCGGAGGAGUGGGGCGUGCAGCGCGUGUUGUGGACGAGGGAGUGGGGGACACUCAGCGGCGGAGAGAGCCAGCGCAUCGCGCUCGCGAUUGCCCUUGGGUUGGCCGGGGCCGAUAUCUUGCUUCUUGAUGAACCUACAUCGGCACUUGACCCCGAGAGCGCCGCUGCGGUCGAGAAGACGCUUGUUUCCAUGCUGCCCGCUGCGCCGAUCAGCGCGCCCAAGGGCACGGGGCCUAAGGCUCUGCUGUGGAUCACGCAUGCGCCAGAGCAGGCGCAGCGCGUCGGCACGCGCACGGUCGAUCUCACGCGCCACUAA
Messenger RNA from Cutaneotrichosporon oleaginosum, 705 nucleotides. RefSeq lists its product as uncharacterized. NCBI's taxonomy places the organism in Eukaryota, Fungi, Basidiomycota, Tremellomycetes, Trichosporonales, Trichosporonaceae. Gene Ontology annotation, molecular function: ATP binding; ATP hydrolysis activity. The record is from RefSeq and is a predicted model, not a curated record.